AAAAAAGCACUGCUAGCAUAAUCUGCAGACAAUUGCCAGACAUGUCUAAGUUUCAGAGCAAAAUGCUAAAGAUGUGAAAAUUUUUUUAGUUUUCUUUAUACUUGUUCUUUCGAAUUUUGUCCAAACACUUGCAGGAAGUGAUUGUUAAACAACACUACGCUGAAUCACCUUAAUAUGAGACCCAGUCCACACUCCACAUUUCCCCAUUACUCAAUAUCCAAGAUGGCGUCAGCCUCUCAGGAAAAUAUAAACUUACAGGUUGAAUAUAAACUUACAGGCAACAGGAAAAUAGUGAUAAUAAUAGUGCAAACAGGCCACCACCUGCAAAAAUUGCUCGAGAGCGGUGGUCAGAUUCAAACAAGAAUAAAUACAAGAGCCGGGGAGCUUCUGACGUGAAGAAAAUUUGUUUACGAGAUCGAGUAAAUCAAUUUCCAAAUCAACAUCUGUGUGUUAGAAGUAACGCUAUAUUUUGCAAUGCUUGCAAAGAAGUGAUUUCGUCAAAGAAAAGCAUUGUAGUUUCUCAUUGUUCUUCCAAAAAACACGAAAGUGGAAAAGCGCAGUUACAAAAGUCGAAAUUGAGAGACCAAACUAUUGCCGAGGCCCUUAGUCGUGAGAAAAGCCAGAAAGAGAGUACGCUGCCCUUAGCUGAGCGAGCAUACCGACAGCAAGUAGUGGAAGAGUUUUUAAAAGCCGGAAUCCCGAUCCACAAAGUUGACAAACUACGACCUCUCUUAGAGAAGAAUGGAUAUCGUCUCACUGGUAGUUCCAAUCUCGGGCAGUAUAUAUCCCUCACUUUCAAACAAGAAACUGAAAGAAUAAAGCAAGAAAUAUCUGCGCCCGGCAGCACAGAGAUGACAAGAGAAGUGUCAGUAAUAUUUGACGGGAGCACCAGACAAGGCGAGGCAAUUGCAAUCAUCGUUCGCUUCAUCAAUGACGACUGGCUGAACACUCAGCGUCUUAUGCGGAUUGACAUUUGCUCAAAGUCAGUGAACUCGGAACAGCUAGCAAGGGUUCUGAACGAAUGUCUGUCAGUCGAAUAUGGCAUCAAGGCAAACUCAUUACUUGCAGCAAUGAGAGAUGGAGCAAGUGUCAACCAAGCCGCAUUGAAUCGAAUAGCCUUUAUAUUUCCAAACCUACUCAACGUCGUUUGCUUUUCCCACACGCUCGAUAAUGUUGGUAAUCACCUGCUUAUUCCUACUCUUUUGCAGUUUGGAAACCUCUGGAUACGCCUGUUUAGCCAUAGCCACCAGGCAAAAUUAGCAUGGCAGGAUCUGACGGGUCGAAAGCCAAAAUCCCACAGCGAAACGCGUUGGUGGUCAAAAUGGGAAAUUUAUCAGCAGCUUUUGGAGCAAUUCGGAGAUGUUGGCAGAUUUCUUGAAAUGGCAAAAGAUGCGAAAUUCUGUGCACAGAUUGUGCCACAGCUUCAAGCAAUCAUGUCUGAUCCCCGACGCCUAAUUGACCUCAAGCUGGAGCUUGCUGUGACCAUUGACGUUGGGCAACAUUUUGUGAAGGCUACAUAUUACUUGGAAGGUGAUGGUCCUCUUGUGUUUUCCUGUUACGAGAAGCUGAAAGCUGUUGCCGAGGCUUGCCAGAAUCCACAUUUUCCAAACGUACGUGCAGUCGCUGUCUCCAUUGCAAAUCAAGAUCCAACCCAAAAUGUUGAAACGCUGGAGCAAAGGGCCAAAGAAUGUGUACAACCAGCCAUACGAUGGUUCCUGCGAAAGUUUAAUGUGGAACUUUAUAACACAGUAUCAGCCUUCAAAGCUGCAAGAAUAAUGUGCCCUGUGGCCGUCCAGUGGUUAGCACCCACAGCCGAAACAAUUAAGACCUUGAAGAUCUUUCCAUUUCUUAACAAUGAUGCUACAAUUGACGCCCUGGUUAAAGAGCUACCGCAGUAUGUCGCUGCCGCACAAGACGUGAUAAUUUCAUCCGAAGAGAAGAAGGUCGAAUGGUGGAAACAUCACGCAGAACAACUUCCCAAUUGGUCUUCUGCUGUUAAGAAAGUCCUACUGGUUCAACCGUCAUCCGCUGCUGCUGAGAGAGCUUUCUCAAUACUUAACGCCUCAUUCAACGAUCAGCAGCAUCAUGCACUAUCAGAUUAUUUGCAA
Paramuricea clavata is the source of this 2108-nucleotide messenger RNA. Lineage: Eukaryota; Metazoa; Cnidaria; Anthozoa; Malacalcyonacea; Plexauridae. The record is from the annotation of a GenBank genome assembly.